ACGAUGACAAAGUUCCACAUUACCAAAAAAUGGAGAAAAAAAGUGAAAAUUUUACGAGCAAUCAUUCACGGAUCGCUUGGAAACAACGCGUUCAUUGCUACAGAAGAUCACAAGGUUCAUAACAAUUUUGGGGAUAAUGAGUGUAGCAAAAAAAUCAAGGAUGAUGAUAAGAAACAAUCUACUAAUACUACUACUAAUGUGUCUUGUAAAGUGGGCAUGUUGGCAAGGGUACCAAGUAGAGGUCUAAAUGGGUUACGAAAGGUCGGUAGAGCGGUUUCCAUGCGUAAACACGAAGAAGAAGAAGGAAAAGAAGAUGAAGGCGAUGAACUUUGUAAAAAGAGGAUAAUGAUGGGAAACAAGUGUAGACCAUUAAAUGUUUCAGGUUCUCUUCAUUAUGAUAAGAAUGGUGUUUUGGUUCCUGAAGUAGACUACUAAUUAAAUUAUUGUUAAUUAAUUUCUUCUUCAUUUGAUGA
Molecule: messenger RNA, 473 nt
Organism: Erigeron canadensis
Lineage: Eukaryota; Viridiplantae; Streptophyta; Magnoliopsida; Asterales; Asteraceae
Exons: 1
Coding region: 4-435 (143 amino acids)
Source: RefSeq, a predicted model, not a curated record